This is a messenger RNA of Pelobates cultripes (western spadefoot toad), 8721 nucleotides long. The record is from the annotation of a GenBank genome assembly. NCBI's taxonomy places the organism in Eukaryota, Metazoa, Chordata, Amphibia, Anura, Pelobatidae.
AUGGCGGGUAACACUACGGUUCUCGAACAGAUAUUCCACACCUCGCCCAGCUGCGAUGCCUGGAACCUCAUCAUGGAGAGGGCCCUAUACCAUCUGGCAUGUUUCAUCUUGCUGCUGGCGUACAUGGGUGGAAGCGGCAUCUUCGGUUGCAUCUUUAUCUUCCUACUGAUGGCCCUGGGCUGUUUGUGUACAACAAUGUGGGGCUGGCUGCUGGCCUGUGGCCUAGAUAUAUUUGUAUGGAACCUUCUGCUGACGUUUGCCUGCAUUGUUCAGGUCUCCCACCUCCUAUACAGGCUACGUAAGGAAUCCUAUGGGGAGGACUACGACUGCUUGUACCAGACCUUGUAUCAUCCCCUGCAAGUUCCCAUUGAUGUCUUCAAAGAGAUCGCACAAUGCAGCAGCAUGCAGGUCCAGACACUAAGCACUGACCAGAGUUACGCUCUAGAGGGGAAGACACCUAUUGACCGCCUGUCUCUUCUCAUCUCCGGCAGGUGAGUUCCAUAACUGCUGUCAUUUUAUAACCUCUAUUCGAAAGAAAAAAAGAGUUCUUACUUUGUCCUUCCUGGUAAAACACUUUAAUUAUUCUCAUUUAAAGCUUCACAGCUCAUGUGGUAAAGCAGAGGGAGUGACUGUAGCGGACUCUGGGUAACCUGACCGGUUACCUCCGCUAACUCCCUUCCUUCAGCCUGCCAGGAACCACGUAAAAUACAACAAGACCCAUUCCCCCUUUCCUCCCCCCCCCAGUAACUGGAAAAGACCUAGUUCUGGAGACACAACAAAAUUUUAUUGGCGACACGCAGCUUUUAUGCAUACCCCAUGCAAGGGGUGUAUCACACAAAACAUACAAGGUCACCUCCCAGGAUCCUCUCCCACCCCGGGGUCCCUAGCGCGGUAAAAGACUCUGUUCCCUUUGUCCCCAAGCCCGCCACUAAAUCCCCAGGGUUUCCCAUAUCAACCGCCAGGGGUCUUCUUCCCAAGAGCCUCUGUGUCUGGGAGUCUAGGUGCGGGAAAAAAGGGGCCGUCCCUUUGUCUCCCAGGCACAGAAAAGCCUACCCGCGGGGAAAGAGCUGGUUUCUUUGCCCCUCAGGCCAUAUCAACCGCCAGGGGUCUUCUUCCCAAGAGCCUCUGUGUCUGGGAGUCUAGGUGCGGGAAAAAAGGGGCCGUCCCUUUGUCUCCCAGGCACAGAAAAGCCUACCCGCGGGGAAAGAGCUGGUUUCUUUGUCCCUCAGGCCAUAUCAACCGCCAGGGGUCUUCUUCCCAAGAGCCUCUGUGUCUGGGAGUCUAGGUGCGGGAAAAAAGGGGCCGUCCCUAUGUCUCCCAGGCACAGAAAAGCCUACCCGCGGGGAAAGAGCUGGUUUUUUUAUUUGUCCCUCAGGCUCAUGAGGGCCCGCCAAACUCGCCAGUGUCCCAAAAGUGCCCACACCAAUCUCAGGGACCCUCGCCUUGGUCCCCCGAUUGGCUAAUCUCCAUAUGCGAGGUCCCCAGGGUGAAACCCAGACAAGGAAAGUGUCUUCAUUUGGGGUCCUAGCGCGGUAAGAGACUCUGUUCCCUUUGUCCCCAAGCCCGCCACUAAAUCCCCAGGGUUUCCCAUAUCAACCGCCAGGGGUCUUCUUCCCAAGAGCCUCUGUGUCUGGGAGUCUAGGUGCGGGAAAAAAGGGGCCGUCCCUUUGUCUCCCAGGCACAGAAAAGCCUACCCGCGGGGAAAGAGCUGGUUUCUUUGUCCCUCAGGCCAUAUCAACCGCCAGGGGUCUUCUUCCCAAGAGCCUCUGUGUCUGGGAGUCUAGGUGCGGGAAAAAAGGGGCCGUCCCUUUGUCUCCCAGGCACAGAAAACCUACCCGCGGGGAAAGAGCUGGUUUCUUUGUCCCUCAGGCUCAUGAGGGCCCGCCAAACUCGCCAGUGUCCCAAAAGUGCCCACACCAAUCUCAGGGACCCUCGCCUUGGUCCCCCGAUGGGCUAAUCUCCAUAUGGAAGGUCCCCAGGGUGAAACCCAGACAAGGAAAGUGUCUUCAUUUAGGGUAUGAAUGCUCCCCCUGGCCACCACUCAUCCAUACGAACGGCUGCCACCCAGGGAGGCACUCAUUAAUUACUUACCUUGCGGUUUCACACCUAUAUUGCGAGUGCAAGCAGUCUGAUUAAUUGGUGUGAACGUUCUAAUAGGGCACGAGGAGGUCCCAAAUGAGGCGGGAAACAUUCCACGAAUGCUCCCCCUGGCAGGGUUCGACUUUACGAAUGGCGGCCACCCAGGGAAGCACUCAUUAAUUGCUUCCCUUGCAGUUUGCAGUUUUGACACUUGUUGUGAGGUGUGAACAUUCUAACCUAACAUUCUAAUCGUGGUAGUGGGGGUUGUCCCUGUUCAGGAGGUGAAUGAAUUCCCUUCAUGGCAACGGGGAGCAGGGUACAGUACAGAUACUACAGGAAAACACACGGACAGAGUUUCUGCCACAGUGACCAAUCGGAAUGUUUGCCAUUUUAGAAGACUUCUCAAUAGAACAAAUACCUACUUUAUUGAUGACUCAAGUGACAGGGUAUUUAAAUACUUGAGACAAGGAUUGCAGAAAUAGCGAAUUUAAAGAUGAGCUUCAAAAAUUAAUAUCUGUCCGUACAUACAACGUAAGGUUUCAAUAUUGUGCAUUUCUACCUUGGUUAGACUCGGGAUAGAGGCGACACAUGGACAUGCAUUAGGAAAUUAAAUAAAACUGGCAAAUGAAGCAAAUUAACUAAAAAAAAAUAUAACAUAUGAACAUGAUUUGAGGUCAGUAGAUGGUAAACCGAAGGCUAAUAUGAGAAUAUAAUUUUUUUAGGUUUCACGUGCAGUUCAUUGAAAGAAUAAUGGUGGAACCUCAUGUCAUAGAAAGCCUUCUAGAGUCAUGGGUGCUGCAAUACCAUCCAGUCUUGAUAGAGGUCUGAAGGAUCCAAGGACUUCAAAAUGAAUUUCAAUGUUUAGGCCCUAAUAAAACAUGGAGAACUGUGAAACUAUUCUGAGAAUUUUAUGGCGGCCAAAUUACUUGUUGUGUAGUUGUGGGAGUUGUUUAAUGUUUUAAAAGGCACUCUCAACCGCAAACAAUGACAAGACCCUUCCACGUACACAUGUCCCCUUGAAUGGUGAUUCUGGGCAAGGUUAGCAAUGAGGAGAGUUUAUUGCCCCAAACUCUCCAUUCUCACUGUCUCCAUGACCUUCUUCAUUCAUCAUCUAUUCAUCAUCUGGCACCUUCAUCUGCCGGGAUCCAUGUCACUCAAGUAUCCUUGCGCAUUUGCCAAACUAUAAAACAGGGGUCUAUAGAAGAUCCCAUGAGACCUAAGGAUCCAUCAUAGAUUUAGUUGCGCACGGAAACCCGGGACUGACUGGUCACAGGAAGUGUCAGGAUAUUUCACAGGGAGUGACACCCAUUGCUAAAUUUCACUGACUUUUAGUCCAUAGUUCUAACGCAGUCUAUGUGAGUUUUUCAUCACUAUUCAAUGUUUAUUAAACAAUGUGUGGAGGUCAGAGAUAUGUAUGUCCUCUAGGUUCUUUUAUGAGAAGCAUCUAAUAAAAUAGAUAUUAAAAAAAUAUAUAUAUUAGGACAGCAAUAUUAAGGCAUGCCCACCUCUCCGAUGCCCCAUUAUAUAUUUCUAUUAUAUAUGUAAUAGAGGUAUACAUUCUAACACAAUCCUUUCCAUUUUCCUAUUUGUUUGCGUAGUGAGGUUAUUAAAGAAUCUCAUUACUACCAUAAAGAGUAUCGAAGCGUUGCUGGGUCCAUCAAUCGUGACUCGGAUCAAUAAAAUAGAUCAGUGAACCCUGAGUCUGAGUAACUUUAUUUUAUGCUGGGUUUCGGGGCAGGAGCCCAACCUUCAGCACCUUUUUGUCACAAUACUUACCUGUUCAAUGGAGACAAACCGAUCCCGUCCUCAGGUCACGCAAGCCGAACGCUCCACGCAGCCGAGUGGCUAGAAAUAUUCAAAGGCUAAUAAGAUGUAACUGUGUUUGUGUUUUACCCAGGGUGAAGGUGACUCUGGAUGGGCAGUUCCUGCAUUAUAUUUUCCCAUACCAGUUCCUGGACUCUCCGGAAUGGGAAUCUCUGCGCCCCUCUGAAGAAGGGACAUUCCAGGUAAUAUCACAAAAUAUGCCUGCUGAAAUACAGUCUACAAUCACUAGACCGCAGUCUGAGAGAGAGAGAGAGAGAGAGAGAGAGAGAGAGAGAGACAGAGGGAGAGAGAGAGUGAGAGGGAGAGAGAGAGUGUGAGAGAGGGGGGAGACAGAGGGAGGGAGAGGGAGAGAGAGAGAGAAAUAUGGGGAGACAUAUGAGAGAGAGAGACUGGACAUAUAAGUGCAUUAUGGGAAAAUAAUGGCAACUUGGGUUUCUGAAAUCAAUAUAAACUAUAUCUCCUGGCAGAGAUCUGGAUCUGGGACUAGGGCUCAAUCAACCAAAAUGGGCCAGUGAUAAGGGGGAGAUGACAAGAGGUGGACCUGCCCAUAAAGUGAGUGGACACCCGAAAACCAGGCGUGUCAGCCUCCCGUGCUUCUACUCCCAUCAUACACUGCAUCCACGGAUUCUAUUUCCAUCACUCACUGCAUCCGCAGAUUCCACUCCCAUCACUCACUGCAUCCGCAGAUUCCACUCCCAUUACUCACUGCAUCCGCAGAUUCCACUCCCAUCACACACUGCAUCCACGGAUUCUAUUCCCAUCACUCACUGCAUCCGCAGAUUCCACUCCCAUCACACACUGCAUCCACGGAUUCUAUUCCCAUCACUCAUUGCAUUCUGCAGAUUCCACUCCCAUCACUCACUGCAUCUGCAGAUUCCACUCCCAUCACACACUGCAUCCACGGAUUCUAUUCCCAUCACUCAUUGCAUUCUGCAGAUUCCACUCCCAUCACUCACUGCAUCUGCAGAUUCCCCCCCAUCACACACUGCAUCCACGGACUCUAUUCCCAUCACUCACUGCAUCCGCAGAUUCCACUCCCAUCACACACUGCAUCCACGGAUUCUAUUCCCAUCACUCAUUGCAUUCUGCAGAUUCCACUCCCAUCACUCACUGCAUCCGCAGAUUCCAUUACCAUCACACACUGCAUCCGCAGAUUCUGUCCCCUUUCCUUCCCAGUUUUAGUCUCCAGAAAAUUCAUUCGGUUUUAUGAAACUUUCCUCCUUCCAGCCAUUAUCUCACCCUUCCCAUGACCUACACUCUAAUUCCAUUCUGUUUCCCAUCUCCUGACACUACGCUCACUGACUGACGGCUGAUUAUGUGGCUAAUGAUAGCUAUAUGGCAUUUCCUUGUUCCUUCACCUUGCGGCUCUUGCUUAGUUUAGUUAUGGGAAUAAUUCCAGAUCUGCAUUGCUGAUCUCUGCUGUCUGUACUGCAAGUUAUUUUCAUUACUGUGUCUGUCCCCAGCCUGUGCUGUCUCUCUUAACGUGACAUUACAAUGAGAUUAACAGAGUUACAGAGUAAUACAGCUGACACAAGACUCCGCUCCGUCACGCUCAGCCUCUUACAUAGCUCAGAUUUCUCCUCCAGAAAAUCCAAACAUCUGGAAAGUCUGAUAAAACAACCUCUUUAGGCAGAGAAUUCCUAUCUUUACUGUCCUUGCUGUAAAACACCAUAAAUGGUGAGCAGAGAGCUAUUUAUAACGAGACUAUAUGUAUAUAUUUAUCACUUUUUUUUCUAAAGAACAUUCAUUUUCAAUUAUUGCUUUAUCACUAAAAUCUUCCAUUCCCCUUAUUAUUAUUAUUGUAGUCUGCCUCUGCGCUUUUUGUACUUUCAUCAGGGACGUAUUAGCCGCGAGGCAAACAAGGCAUUUGCCUUGGGCGGCAUUUUUCAGGGGGCGGCAAAAAAGCCGCCCCUAAAUGCCCAGGGCAAAUGCCUAGUUAGCCUUGCGGCUAACAGACAUGCUGGGCUGGGCUGAGCGGGCGGGCGGCGAGGGAGCUCUUCCCCUGAGCUGUCCGCUCAACUCCCUCGCGCGCCGCAAAGUGAGGCUGGGAGCCGGAAUAUGACGUCAUCUUCCGGCUCCCAGCCUCACUCUGCUGGCGGCACGAGAGGGAGCUGAGUAGAGCGCUCAGGGGAAGAGCUCCCUCGCCGCCCGCCCGCCCAGCGCCGCCCGCCCAGCCCGACCGGCAGCCACUGGACCCCAGGACCCCAGGGAGAGGAAGAACCCCCCUAGCAUUCCCAAAGGUAAGGAGGCUGUGGGGGGUUAAAUAAAAAAAAAAAAACACAAGUGAAUGUGUGUGUGUGUAUCUGUUAGUGUGUGUGUGUGUGUGUAUCUGUUAGUGUGUGUGUGUGUGUUGUUGAGUGUGUGUGUGUUGGUGUGUGUGUCUGUUGGUGUGUGUGUGUCUGUUGGUGUUGGGUGUGUGUGUUAGGUGUUAGAUGUGUGUCUGUUAGUGUGUGUGUGUGUGUGUGUCUGUUAGUGUGUGUGUCUGUUAGUGUGUGGCUCUGUUAGUGUGUCUGUUAGUGUGUGUGUGUCUGUUAGUGUGUGUGUGUAUGUUAGUGUUAGUGUGUGUGUGUCUGUUAGUGUUAGUGUGUGUGUGUCUGUUAGUGUGUGUGUGUUUGCCUGUUAGUGUGUGUCUGUUAGUGUGUGUCUGUUAGUGUGUGUGUGUUUGCCUGUUAGUGUGUACCUGUUAGUGUGUGUCUGUUAGUGAGUGUGUGUUUCUGUUAGCUAGUGAAUGCGUAUCUGUCAGUGAAUGUGUGUGUGUGUAUUUAGAAGGCGGAGCAGGGGGGAAGGGUUGGGUGGCGGUUGCGCGGGUGGGUGUAGCACAGGGGGGUGCCUGAGUUUUGUCCUGCCUAGGGCAGCACAAAACCAGGAUACACCACUGACUUUCAUAUUAUACUUCUUUAAAGCUGGUGUAUAAAAUGUCACUGCAUGUGGGAGGUGGGGAUUUACCAUGGGUUUAUAAAAGGGCAAAAUUAUAUUUUCAUUACAUCAAUACAAUAUAUUACUGGCCUUUAUAACUGCUGACUGACAUUGCACAGUGUUGCCUAGUCUAUAAUUUUGACAAAAUCCUUCUCAUUUACUAUCACGCCUAACUCAGUCCCCCUUACAGUCAGGGUUGUAUUUACCACAAGGCAAACAAGGCAUUUGCCUAGGGCGGCACUUUCAGGGGGGCGCCAAAAAAGGCCAAAUGCCUUGUUUGUCUUGUGUCCUGGGGCUGUUCUGCCCCCCUCCCCCUGAGGUGUUAAACUACUGAUAUUCCUCAGGUGUGUGUGCGGCCCAGGGGUCCACAAACCCCAUUUUCCCAAAUCUUUCUGUAGACAGGGAUGCUGUAUAAACACUAGCGUCGCCCUCAAUUUGUAAAUCCACGAACGGUGUCUCUGAGCUGCUUUACCUCGCACUAGGACUCCAUCCCACCGCUUGCCACCAAUGUAACGGAUCACCUGGCACCCCGACUGGGUACCUUGUUGAAGGAUGCUCGUAGCGCUUCCUGAGGGCUCCAAGCACUCCAGCUGACACCAUAACCACCGUUGACUCCUUCAGAGAGCAGGACAGGAACAAGCUCUUACAAGAUUUAGCAAGGGAGUAUGACAAGCACAGCAAUCCCUUGUAGCAGAUUCCCCCAAUAAGAGACGGCACUCCAAAUUGAGGUUGAAGUAGAACUGACAGAACUGUGGGUUUAUUGUUCUUAUAUACAUAUUCUUACACAUUAGUACCACUCACAGGGUUUUGUAAAACAACCAAUAAAUAUAUACAAUACACUCAGACACUCCCACACAAAAUCCUCCCCUCUGCCUUUGAUACAAUUACCUUACACAAUGGGUUAUCAUAAUUAUCACAGGCAGGAAAAUACACAGUUUUACACAAUAUUCAUAACUUUAAAAGUAUGCAUCACAUUCACUUUAAAAGUAUGCAUCACAUUUUCAGAAUCAGCAUACUCCAAAUACACACAUACGUCAAAAUCAUACAAAUUGGUCCAGUGGGUCAAAAGUUAGAUCGACGUCCUUUGUGACCAAAUUAAGCAAAACCAGUUCCACAGAGUCUUCUAUCCUGGAGAUAACUGUGAAGUAAUCCAAUUAUCUCCAAGGACAGAGGCAAAACUCCAUUGAACACAUGGUAGCAAAAGACAAUAAAAUACAUAAAAAUAUAUAACUGAGCAGCUAUUGCAUAAAACAGGUACAUUCAACAUAUCCCCAGAUAGCUUAGGUCUGAGCGCACAUUAUUACUGAAUGGCGCUCAGAUAACAUACAUACAGUUCAAUUGUCAUGGAGCCAAAGUCUUUCACAUAGUCUUUCGUUAUACGAAUGGGCUCCAUGGCAUAGCUAUCUGUGGUAUCACCGCUCACAUAGGGAAAGUACCGAAUGACCUGGCUUUCGGGUCUUUGCAGGGGAAAAUCCAGCAUUUCAACAUGGGACCAUAGUCUCAGGGCAGGAGGCUGGCAAUCAGUCUUCUCCAAUGCCCAGUGACAAGGCUGGUUCCACCACAUGCGCUAUCUCCCCAGGGCCUGAACAAACCCUCAGGGACUGGAUAUACCAUCCAAUAUGAACUUUUUUUAACAACACUCUGCAUUCAGUCUUUAAAGGCACACUCUAGUCUAGGGUCCUGAAUUAUUGCUGUAGAUUUUGGGGUCCCCCGAUCCCUUAAAACAGAAGUUCUAUUCCCCUAAUCCAGAGGUGUGAGGGUGAAAACUGCACAUCUCCUCCUCUCCGUCCCGGGGAGAUCUUCACAAGCGAGGAUCUCUCAGUGAAUACAUUGGUUCCUAUUGGGAGAACUGGGGUUCUAUGGUACCUGCUCAGCAAUAGCCACGCUUUGCCAAUAGAAUGA